GGGUGUCGGGGAGAAGACAGAAAGACACACAGUGGACGGGAGGGACGUGGAGGAAGUUCAACUGCCAAAGUCUUCUUGCCACACCCACUGGGCGGGUGGGGGUAGAGCCAGCCGGGCCUCGCCACCUCCCAUCGCCGUUCUCCUCUAUAAGAUCGCCUAUAAAAGAAGAGAAAGAGAGUGAGAGAGGAAUGCGCAGUGGCAACAGGUAACGUGUCGUCACCACCACACGUCGUCAGCUACCACCAGCAAGACGCCCGACAACCAGCCACCUCGGUGUUGCUGAGCUAGCCAGUCCACCCCUGAGGUAGCCACGACUAGGACCAGGAACCGCCAAGGUCUGCGACUCGUACGAUUUCCUGUGCUGGAAACCGUCACACAGAGGAGGAGUAGGAGGACAAGGAGCCGAAGUGCACGGUAAUCCCACCAUCGGAGUCAUGGUGACCGUCGUCUGCCUGGUCACGUGUUCUGCAGCCUGCCUGCUGCUGGCGCUCAGUUCCGCGACAGUCGACGCACAGACCUACCACUACAGCAACGGCUGGCACCCUGGCAAGAAACGAAGUGACAUACCGAGUGCAACCUUCGACGUCACGGGCGGCCUCAGAAAAGAACCAUGCACCUUCAGGCCAGAGGUCAUGCAAGGGAUAAGCCUCCUGAUUCAGAAAGAAAUAGCUCGCCUGCAGCGGUCCUGUGUACGGGACACGUCAGUCACGUUCAAAGACAUACUGCAGACAGCAUUGCUACGGCAAGGAGCGGACCAGACUCUCCUUAAGAACAAGCUGGAGGAAGAGGACGAGGACUCGGGCAAAUGGUGACUGACGUGCCUUAACUCUACAACCACGACAUCAGUCCCGCAGCAGCCGCUGACAACUUUUCCACUACUCCAGACUCAAUUCAGAAGCAAGAAAAUAAAUAUUCCAACAAAUAAAUACAAUGAUACAUUUCGCAACAUCACGAAAAUGAGAAAGCUAAGACGCACAUUUUGCUUCCAUCGAAAUUCAUAUGAAACCGAAGUUGGUACCUCCAGAAACAUGAACCAAGCAUUUCGUGUUUUCUUCAAAGAAAUUUAACUCGUCCCCAAACUUCCGUCAGAAUUUAAAAAGCACAAGCAUUAACCUUCUUGAACCUAUUUCUUCCAAAAACAAACUUCGAAGAAACUCCGAACUAUAAAGGCUUAAGUUUCAAACCCUCGCACAUACGCCGGUGUCAAGAAGGACUAACGGGGAUAAGGGGCUGGGGGAAGAGUACAAGCAAUUUCCCACUCUGAAAACUCUCUACCCUCCCUGUCAUAACAAAGAUUCUUUCUGUAGAAGGAGGUACUUUCCCGUUUAACAGCGAACUUUAAAGGUGAUCAAAAUGGAUGUCUUCAAAGGACCCCGUUGUAAAAAUUCAAUCCCUGGCUACAGCUGUCUUUAAACUGUUUCGAUGGACAGUCAGAGCAGGGGAGGGUCGCCACAACACCAGAAGACACAGGUGAUUAACAAACAAACAAAAACCAGAAAACGUUUGCCCGAGUUAGCUGCGAUUGAUUCUAAGUGAAAAUAAAGGCUGAUGUUAAAC
Molecule: messenger RNA, 1557 nt
Organism: Pomacea canaliculata
Lineage: Eukaryota; Metazoa; Mollusca; Gastropoda; Architaenioglossa; Ampullariidae
Exons: 5
Coding region: 435-812 (125 amino acids)
Source: RefSeq, a predicted model, not a curated record